UGUGCGUGUGUGUUUGUGGGGGAGGGGUAUUGGCUGGGGUGGAACAGUCCUGUAAUGAGCAGAUUUUUAGAGAGGGAGAGAUAAAAAGGCCAAAAAACGAAAGAGGGCAGAUGACUUGGUGGGAUUUUACAACAACAAUCCAGAUUUAACCGAGCGCUGAGACAGAGGAGACAAAAGGAAGGUGACGGGAAUAAUUUCUGCUUCUGCAUCCUCAUCUCCACUGCCGAGCAGAGCGGAGGAGAAAAGGGAGGAAAAGGUAGCCGGAGAGAUUUUCACACUCUGUUAUGUCUGCCGAGGUGUGUGUGAGGGGCCGAGUCUGUGUUUGUGGGAUCAUGAAUGUGUAUUUUCAGGCCAUGCUUUAGAGAAAACAUUUUAACUUCUCUGCUCCUGUGUUGUUGUAUUUUUUAAUGGCGUACCAGCGCAGCAGCAUCCCUGUCCUGUAUCCGGCUCAGUGCGGCAGGGAUGCGGGGAUGCUCUAAUGUCUGACUGAGCCGAGCUCGGUCGCUGCUGCUGCCACCGCUCUGAGGGCCUGUGGGACACCUGGAAAAGCCUAGGCCUCGACUGUCUGGAGCGUCCUGCUACACGACUGAGGCGAAGGGCCUGUGAGGCUGCGUGGAGCAGGAAGGUGGAGGAGGAAGUGGAGGAGGAGGAGGAUGAGAAGCACUCUGAGCCUGCAUGCCCAUGGGAAGCAGCAUGCACAGCUGCUGUGUUUAUCGCUCCGGACCCAUCGCUGAGGUUUGGAUUGCUUCUCCGUCGUGAGGUGAUGCUCUUCGGGUCCUAUCCUGCUGUUUUUGAAAGGAGGAGCUGCUGUUUUGCAUCCUAAACUAAGAGGAGAGGGAGAGUCGAGGCCUUGCCCCUUCAUGCUACCUGCUUCAAACAAGGCCUCCUUCCUCAUUCUGAGCAAAGCACUCCUGAGUUUCUCUUUUUCUUGACAUUCUAAGGAUUUGCCUAAACCUGUUUCAUGCAUGUCCACUGGAGGCAGGUUUGACUUUGAUGACGGGGGGUCGUACUGCGGGGAGUGGGAGCAGGGUAAGGCCCAUGGCCGGGGUGUCUGCACAGGGCCCCAGGGUCAGGGGGAGUAUGCAGGCGCCUGGAGCCAUGGGUUUGAAAUCCUGGGUGUGUACACGUGGCCCAGUGGGAACAGCUAUCAGGGUACCUGGGCACAGGGUAAGCGUCAUGGCAUCGGGGUGGAGAGCAAGGGCCGCUGGGAGUACAGAGGGGAGUGGACACAGGGCUUUAAAGGUCGCUACGGACAGCUGGAGAGCAUGGCCAGUGGGGCCCGAUAUGAGGGGACAUGGAGCAACGGGCUGCAGGACGGUUACGGCACAGAAACCUACUCUGACGGAGGAACCUACCAAGGCCAGUGGCUGGGAGGGAUGCGUCAUGGCUAUGGUGUGCGGCAGAGUGUACCCUACGGCAUGGCGGCUGUCAUACUUUUCCCUCUUCGAACAUCCAUAAACUCUCUCCGUUCGGAGCACAGCCAGGGCCCUCCGACUGCGCUGGAGGACGGCGUCGCCACCACACCCACAGAUGGGGUAGUGGCCGGGCUGGCCGGCAGCCCAGUGGGCCGCGGCGGGUUUGCACUGACAGCUCCGAGUGAGGCAGAGCGGCAGAGGAAGAGAAAGGGUCGCUUCCGGCAGUCCAUCCUUAGCGGCCUGAAGCUUCGGCGAUCUGAAUCCAAAAGCUCUCUGGCCAGUCAGCUCAGCAAGCAGAGCUCCUUCUGCAGUGAGGCUGGCAUGAGCACCGUCAGCUCUGCUGCGUCUGACAUCCACUCCAACGCCAGUGAAAGCGAGCCAGGCGCCCCCGUGGAUGCCACUGUUACUGAAAUGUACGCGGGAGAGUGGCGGAGCGACCAGAGGGCUGGUUGGGGCGUGAGUCGGCGCUCAGACGGCCUGCAUUAUGCAGGUGAAUGGUCGUUGAACAAGAGGCACGGAUACGGAUGCACCACCUUCCCCGAUGGUACGAAGGAGGAAGGAAAGUACAAGCAGAAUGUGCUGGUGAGCGGAAAGCGCAAGAACUUGAUCCCAUUGAGGGCCAGUAAAAUCCGCGAGAAGGUGGACCGGGCUGUGGAAUCUGCAGAGAAGGCAGCAGACAUCGCCAAGCAGAAAGCAGAGAUCGCGAUGUCACGGAUGAGCCAUGCUCGUGGGAAGGCGGAGGCUGCUGAAGGGGUGGCACAGAAAGCCAUGGAGGAGUGUCGACUGGCCCGGAUUACUGCCAAAGAGCUCUCGCCCUCCUUUCAUAUCUAUGGCAACGGGCUCGAAUGUCAGAGGCCGAAACACCAGGACGCCAAGGACAAAGACCACGAGGUCAUCUCCACAGGAACAGACAGUCCAGAGCUGUGCACGCCGGACACCACACCGCCUGUAAUAACACCUGAUCUCAGCCCCGUGCUGAGCGUCCCAACCUCACCCCCUCAUAGCCCGCCCAAACACUCCCAUCGCCCCAGAAAUGCUUGCUUCAUGCGACAGAGCGCUGUGGAUGACCAGGGCGGGGCUGAGAUCCAGGUGCUAGUGGAGGGGCGGGGGAUUGAUAUGCCUCGGGGUGGGGCAAACAAUUGGACUGAUGAUAUGUAUCCAGAUCGAGGAGGCAGCAGUCGCUCCACCACACCUUCCCUUCUGGAAGAGCAGGAGGGCCAAAUCAACGGCCACGAACAAGCCCCUUUGACCAACCACAAACCACGGGAGAAAUCCUUGUCCAAUCACAAGUCACGGGAGCAUGUCUCGUCCUACAGAGCGUGGGAGCACUCCUUGUCCAACCAAAAGCCGUCCAAGCAUGCCUCUUCCAAUCACAAGUCAAGGGAGUACUCAUCGUCCAAUCACAAAACAUGGGAUCAUUCCUCCACCAAUCACAAGGCCUGCGAGCAUGCCUCUUCCAACUACAAGCCGCAGGUGCACAUUUUAUCCAAUCACAAGGCCUUGGAACACAACAUGUCCAAUCAUAAGACUUCUGAGCAUGCUUCUUCCAAUCACAAGUCCCAAGACUAUAUCUCUUCUAAUCACAAUGCAAAGGACCACAUCUCUUCCAGCUUUCCCCCUCGAGAGCAUGUCUAUUCCAACCACCAUCCAAAGCAGCAUAACCCCUCCAACCACAAGCUUAACGAGCAUGCUGUAAUCGACCAAAGGCUAGAUGGCCUCACCGGGGGGUGGACUGCAGAAAGCACCCUUAGGUGGAGCCCUGCCCACUCACGCCUCUCAGAGCAGGACGAGGAAAGGAUGAAUGACUAUACAGUCGAUAUGAGGCUUCAUUGUCCGGACUCGCAGUUGACUAGGGGGCUGGGCCAGGAGUCCCCGGCCCACAAAAGCAACAGGCUGCGAUCCCGAGGCCUUCGGCCAGUCCAAGAAGGAUCCAUGGACUCUGUACAAAUGCUGGACAACCUGAAUGUGGGGGCAGAGCUGGAGGAGUGGCCACUGCACAGGGACCUCACCCUCUCCCCACCCCUAAAGUCUCAGCCCAUCACUCUGGAGCAGGAAGGAGAGCAUCUCACCCUCAAAUCAAACUCAGGCUCCAGCUCUAUUCUGGUGGUUAUGGUCAUUUUACUCAAUAUUGGAGUAGCCAUUCUUUUCAUUCACUUCUUUAUUUAAACUUCUACAGGUAUGAUCAACUAAGACUUAUUGAUAACUACAGUAUAUUAUAUUAUUACUUACUGAGACGUUCUGCCUAUUCGACUGGAGCCCACAGCCUGAGUGACGGACACAGCAGAGCCUUUCUGUUGUUCAUAUUGGUCUUUUCACUUCUGAUGAAGCCCAUUUGAGUUUCUACAAAAGCGCCUGUUCUUUUAAAAUUCCUGUUUUGAGUUUGCAACCAUGAGCAGAAAGAUGGUAGAGUGAGAGACAGAAGAUGGUAAAGAAAGCAGCUUUAAUCAGGACACACAUGCAUAGGUGUCCGUCACUGAAAGUCCGCAGACUGGAGAUGGCACAGGCAGCAUUGCCCAUUUUUCCACCAGUCUAGACAAAGAAUAUAGCAAAGCCUUGUUUCCUGGUUUAGCAUGAGAAACAUGCUAACCAAGAGCAUGGCACACACUCCAUCCUAAACCCCUUUUUGCCUUUUAACCCUUUCUCCUUUCAGUCUCUAUCCACACUAUACGCUACAUACAAAACUAUGCUGCAAGAGUAGAUCCAUUUUAAAGGGCUCCGUCAUUAUUCUUUUCUUUUUCUUUUUUUCCUCUACAAACUACACAAACACACACAACCAUUGCAUGAGGCUGUGUGAGGUUUUAAAAAGUGCAUUUUCUAUCCCUUUAACAUCACCGUCCUGUCCUCGUUUGUAUGCGCUCCAUCCGGAUCGUCACCUCCAGAAUCGGACCAGAUUCACGUUUGAUUCUCAAAAGUCGACAUUAGUGCACACCUGAAUUUGUAAUGGGUGGAAUUUUUAAUGUUGAACCACACAAACACACACACACACACAUUCGCACGCAGAAAAUAAAACACGUAAAGUAACUUGCUGACAAACUGAGGAGGAUUUAGCCUUGCCCCUUUGUACAGCCUUGAGACUGUUAUGGUAUAACCACAGAUUCUAACUAUAUACGUGUAUGUGUCAUUAUUAUUCAAGUUUGUUACUUUUUGCAGUUUGCAAGACAGAGAGAAUGCUGAGUGCCUCGUAUUUAUUCAUUUUCCCUCGAAAACUUUAUUUCAGCCCAGACUCGAGAUUAAACUCCACAUGGGCAGGCUAAGAGAACACUAAUAACCUUCAAAAUUAAUAAACCCCGACCUUCAGUCUCUCCCCUUCCCUCCCUUUCCCCACUUCUACUCCUCCCUUUACCCUGAAAUGGCAUGCACUGCUUUGUCUUUCUCCCAGUACUCCCGUUUAGACCAGUCACGAAGGGGAAAAUGGGGUUUCUACAGUGUCCUUCCCAAACACUUUUUUGGGCGGGAUAAGAUUUAUUUUCAGCAUGUUUGUUUAGCCUGCUCAAUCUGGUGUCAGUUGUGAGUUUCUCCCUCUCGUGUCUCUUAUCCAACAACACAAGGCUACAUGAGACACGGAGAGCAGUGUAACAUAAACGCUAGCUUUUAACUCUCAGUGGAUACUGAAAUGUCCCCGAGUUUAUGAAUGAUAUAAAAAAAACAAACUCUGCUACUGUAUGUUUUAUACUUCGCACCCAGUGGCAUCAUCAUGUUGUGACAUCAUUGCAUGCCCUAGCAUGCUCUUUCUUACUCUUUGGUUUAUGAGAUUGUUUCAAAGUUAAUGUGGAGAAAAUAAUGAAAUGUUUGAAAUUAA
Molecule: messenger RNA, 5214 nt
Organism: Melanotaenia boesemani (Boeseman's rainbowfish)
Lineage: Eukaryota; Metazoa; Chordata; Actinopteri; Atheriniformes; Melanotaeniidae
Gene: jph3a
Product: junctophilin 3a
Exons: 5
Coding region: 966-3581 (871 amino acids)
Biological process (GO): regulation of synaptic plasticity
Cellular component (GO): endoplasmic reticulum membrane; plasma membrane; junctional membrane complex
Source: RefSeq, a predicted model, not a curated record